Messenger RNA from Lycium barbarum (goji berry), 555 nucleotides. RefSeq lists its product as uncharacterized. NCBI's taxonomy places the organism in Eukaryota, Viridiplantae, Streptophyta, Magnoliopsida, Solanales, Solanaceae. The transcript has 4 exons. The coding region runs from base 36 to 338 and encodes 100 amino acids. The record is from RefSeq and is a predicted model, not a curated record.
UUAACCCUAAUAUCAUCAACGAAAAAAGGGGUGCAAUGGAGAUGGAGAAGCAAAAGGAAGAUGAUCAUCAGCACAUUGAUAAGAAGCAGAAAACAACUGACAAUCAACAACAACAACAGGAUGUGGAGGCUACCAAAGCUGUGAAAGUAGCUCACAAAAAGAAACUGAAGCUGAAAAAGGACGACGCGUCGGGCUCCUUUUUCGGUUUAAAACCACUGGAUAUCCUGAUUGACCCUCCAGCUUGCUACUGCAAAGCUGGACUGAGCAAAGAAGAGUAUGAAGAAGAACACAGAAGACUAAUUGAACGGCAGAGAUCAAAAAACUGGUUGUUUAAUUAGUGCAGUACCAGUACUACUCUUUGAUUAUUCCUAACUAUCAUCUAUUAGGACUGAUGUUAAUCCUAGUUAAGAAGCUUUUGUUUAUUACGUAAAGUUCCUGUGGAUGUUUUAAGUAACUUGGUAUCUAAUAUGCUAUGCUUAUCUACCUUUUGUUUAUGUACUUGUCGCCUUUUCUCUAACUUUAGUUAAACACUUAUUAUCUCCUUUCGUUCUGUUA